Messenger RNA from Parasteatoda tepidariorum (common house spider), 1088 nucleotides. The record is from RefSeq and is a predicted model, not a curated record. NCBI's taxonomy places the organism in Eukaryota, Metazoa, Arthropoda, Arachnida, Araneae, Theridiidae.
AAAAACAGCAGCUGUCGCCUUAGCAACGCAUGCAAUGACGGCGCAUGCGCACUGUUUACUAUUACUCUUGAACACAGCUGAAAAGUGUGAGGACACCAUCAAAUCCAAACCAAAACCCCUUUUGCUAAUGGGACACGUUGAAUGCUCUCGUUUGAACAGUUUCCAAUGCACAUUUCAUUCCUGUAUUCCCAAAUCACGUGUUUGCGAUGAGGUUAUAGAUUGUUUAAAUGGAGCAGAUGAGGCUGGCUGCGCUACUGGAAUUUAUAGUGUUGAAGGUAUUGAUGAAGCUCGUAAGAAGUCCAUCGCUUGGCUGAGAAGUAAAAAAUCUCCUUUGAAGGGUUGGCGAGAAAACACAGUGAGAGCCAUAACAGCCUUGUACUUGUCUGAAAAGUCUACCUUCAACAGCCGAAGACUAGAGGAAGAAUUAAUGGCAAAACAAAUAGAGCUGGAGACUGCAGUGUCAUUGUUAAAAGGUUCAGUUUCUAACCAGUUGCUGAGCAUGCACAUCAACGCUCUUUUGUUGACCUGCCAAGAUCCUCGACACUUUUAUGGAAGGGAUUUGGUCAAACUUCUCAAGGACCAGGUUGAAAAGUCUGGAAACUUCACUCACCCGUCUGCUUACUUGGCCCUCUGCAAUGCGAAGGAGGAAUGGCCACACAGGUCGACAUCAGAUAUCAUUUCCGUAUUGAACAGUGAUUCUGAAUACAGUUUUAUUGGAGAUUUUCAAGCAUUUGCUGUGAUGGCUGUUGCGUGUUACAACGAAACAAAGUUUUUAAAUAGAACUGAAAGUGCAGAUUUGUUGUCUGUGUACCAAAAUACUAUCAAAGGUUUCAAAGACCAUCAACUUUCAGAUGGAAGUUUUGGGAAUGUCCAUGCAACAAGUCUCAUUACUCAAAGUCUAUUGGCAAGUGGUCAAGAACACGUUAAAGACUGGAAGCUGAAUGCAACACUCAAGUACCUGAUGAAGGAAUUGGAGAGUCCCGAUGCUGAUUUCCUUGCUCACUACCUCACACUUCCGAUUUUGAAUAGAAAAACUUUGACGGACAUUGCUAAGUUCAACUGUUCAGAAAAAACAGCGGAUCUAGGAG